This is a messenger RNA of Acyrthosiphon pisum (pea aphid), 2125 nucleotides long. It is a transcript of the gene Arp1, whose product is annotated as Actin-related protein 1. The coding region runs from base 130 to 1260 and encodes 376 amino acids. NCBI's taxonomy places the organism in Eukaryota, Metazoa, Arthropoda, Insecta, Hemiptera, Aphididae. The transcript has 9 exons. The record is from RefSeq and is a predicted model, not a curated record.
UAAUAUAAUAUUGAACGUUUUUAAAGAAAGUUAUACUUAUUAGUUAGGUAUAUGUAAUUUGUUACGAUUUUUAUUUUUAUACUAUCCCAAAAAGAUUAAUUGACUAUUUGUUACUAACGACGGCUCAUCAUGGAAACCUAUGACGUUAUUGUUAAUCAGCCAGUUGUCAUAGACAAUGGAUCAGGUGCAAUUAAAGCUGGAUUUGCCGGGGAACAAACCCCAAAAUGUUGUUUUCCAAAUUAUAUUGGACGACCAAAGCAUGUUAGAGUAAUGGCUGGUGCUUUAGAAGGAGAUACAUUUAUUGGACCGAAAGCUGAAGAACAUCGUGGUUUGCUAUAUAUCAAAUAUCCUAUAGAACAUGGUAUUGUAACUGAUUGGAAUGACAUGGAAAGAAUAUGGCAAUAUAUAUAUGGUAGUGAUCAACUUCAAACAUUUUCUGAAGAACAUCCUGUCCUGUUAACUGAAGCCCCUCUAAAUCCACGACGAAAUCGUGAAAAAGCUGCGGAAAUAUUUUUUGAAACGUUCAACGUUCCUGCAUUUUAUGUGUCUAUUCAGGCAGUUCUUAGUUUAUACGCAACUGGUCGCACUACUGGAGUUGUUUUAGAUUCUGGUGAUGGAAUUACUCACACUGUUCCAAUUUAUGAAGGUUUCGCCAUGAAACACGGUAUUAUACGAUUAGAUUUAGCUGGCCGAGAUAUAUCACGCUAUCUUAAGUUAUUACUAAGAAAAGAAGGUUUAAAUUUUUCUACAUCUGCAGAAUUUGAAGUAGUUAGAGCAAUUAAAGAAAAAGCUUGUUAUGUAGCUUUAAGUCCAGUUAAAGAAGAAUCAUCUGAUAGUAAUAUAUAUCAAUAUAUGCUACCUGACGGAAACAAAGUUGAUAUUGGCCCAGCUCGUUUUCGCGCUCCAGAAGUGUUAUUCCAUCCAGAUUUAAUUGGUGAAGAAUGUGAAGGCUUACAUGAAGCAUUAGUUUAUUCAAUACAAAAAUCUGAUUUAGAUGUACGAAAAAAAUUAUAUCAAAGUAUUGUACUAGCUGGAGGAUCAACUCUAUUAUCUGGAUUUGGUGAUAGAUUAUUAUCAGAAAUUAAGAAACUAGCACCUAAAAAUAUGAAAUUAAAGAUUUUGGCGCCCCAGGAACGUCUGUACACAACGUGGAUCGGAGGUUCCAUUCUGGCGUCGUUGGGCACAUUCCGCCGGAUGUGGGUGUCAAAACGAGAAUUUUUCGAAGAAGGCUCAAGGGUGAUACACAGAAAAACGAUGUAACACCGCCUCCGGGUCGCUCACUGCUGCCUGCCACGUUUACGACCCUUUCGGUCGAACGUCACUUCGAGGUACACGGUCAUAAUAUUGCCUUACGCGGAUCAAUCAUCAAUUAUAUUAUCGUCUUUUCAAAAUGACGUCUCGUAUAACAAAAAAGUAUUCUAUUCCACGUGGAUGGUGUUUCGUACACAAACACGUGUUUUUUUUCUAACACGGUUUUAGUCCGACCCUUUCCGUCAUCCCUAUCCGCGCGACGACCAACCACAAACAAACAAGCUCUUGUACAAAUACCUAUUUUUUUGUCAGCCCAUUCGUUUACUUCUUAGUUUUAUUAUUAUUAUUACUAUUUGUUUCGCUUAUCGAUGUGUAUUUAAUAACGAUUAUAUAAAAUAUAUUAUAUUAUAAUAUUUAUUGUAGGAUUAUUCUCUUUUUUUAUAAUGUUUAAAAUACUUCACUUCUGUAUAAAUAAAUAUAAUAUACAGGUACGACGAGGGUCUCGGUCGUAUACGAGUAAUUUUUAAUAUACCUAUAAAUAUUUUAUUGUUCUGCAAAAUUAAUUUUAAUAUAAUAAUAUAUCUACGACGUCGCCGCAGUCUUAACAGUUAAUCGAGAUCGGUUCAUAGCGUCUGUAAAAUAUAUAUUUACUAAAUUAAAUUAAUUUAUUUUUACUGUUGAAAUAAAAAACAAUUUCUAUUAAAAAUAACCGUUACUAUAAUAAUAUGUUUAUGUGUAAAUACCAACUCUCGCUACAUGUAUUAUUAUAUAAUUAUAAUGUUAUUUUGUCGAACCUAGCUGCCGCAGUUUGACUGACAAAAUUUGUAUUAAUUUGCCAAAAAAUAAAUACAGUUACUUAACAAUAACAAAUAAA